Orcinus orca (killer whale) is the source of this 2657-nucleotide messenger RNA. RefSeq names its product mutY DNA glycosylase (gene MUTYH). Gene Ontology annotation, molecular function: 4 iron, 4 sulfur cluster binding; adenine/guanine mispair binding; purine-specific mismatch base pair DNA N-glycosylase activity. Gene Ontology annotation, biological process: base-excision repair; mismatch repair. NCBI's taxonomy places the organism in Eukaryota, Metazoa, Chordata, Mammalia, Artiodactyla, Delphinidae. The transcript is spliced from 16 exons. Gene Ontology annotation, cellular component: nucleus. The coding region runs from base 133 to 1677 and encodes 514 amino acids. The record is from RefSeq and is a predicted model, not a curated record.
GGUGGAGCCAGCCUGGCGCGCGCUAGGAGCCUAUUGGCUGGCGUGGUUCGGUUCACCGCCCGGAUUGGCCGGAGCCACGCCUCCUGGAGUUCGUCUGGGAGCUGGGCGCUGGAGAUCGCGCAGGAGUCAGUCAUGAGGAAGCCACGAGCAGCUGUGGGAAGUCGAAGUCGUUGCAGGAAGCAGGCAUCCAGCCAGGAGGGAAGGGAGAAACGUGCCCUCAGCAGCAGCCAGGCCAAGCCGUCUGCACCUGACGGCCUGGCCAGGCAGCAGGAGGAGGUGAGAUUGCAGGCCCCUGUCUCCCCGUACCAUCUAUUCAGAGACACAGCUGAGGUGACAGUCUUCCGGAAGAGCCUGCUGAGCUGGUAUGACCGAGAGAAGCGGGACCUACCCUGGAGAAGGCGGGUGGAGGGUGAGGUGGACCUGGACAGGCGGGCAUACGCUGUGUGGGUCUCAGAGGUCAUGCUGCAGCAGACCCAGGUUGCCACGGUGAUCGACUAUUAUAACCGAUGGAUGCAGAAGUGGCCAACGCUGCAGGACCUGGCCAGUGCUUCCCUGGAGGAGGUAAACCAGCUCUGGGCUGGCCUGGGCUAUUACUCUCGAGGCCGGCGGCUACAGGAAGGAGCCCGGAAGGUGGUAGAGGAGCUAGGGGGCCACAUGCCACGUACAGCAGAGACCCUGCAGUGGCUCCUGCCUGGUGUGGGGCGGUACACAGCCAGAGCCAUUGCUUCCAUUGCCUUUGGCCAGGCAACCGGUGUGGUGGAUGGGAACGUAGUACGGGUGCUAUGCCGUGUCCGAGCCAUUGGUGCUGAUCCCAGCAGCACCCUUGUUUCCCAGCAGCUCUGGAGCCUAGCCCAGCAGCUGGUGGAGCCAGCCCGGCCAGGAGACUUUAAUCAAGCAGCCAUGGAGCUGGGGGCCACAGUGUGCACCCCGCAGCGCCCGCUCUGCAGCCAGUGCCCUGUGCAGAGCCUGUGCCGGGCACGCCAGAGGGUGGAGCGGGAGCAGCUCUCAGCCUCACGGAGCCCACCAGGCAGUCGUGACGUGGAGGAGUGUGCUCCCAACACUGGACAGUGCCAGCUGUGUGCGCCUCCCACAGAGCCCUGGGACCAGACCCUGGGAGUGGCCAACUUUCCCAGAAAGGUCAGUCGCAGGCCCCCCAGGGAGGAGUGCUCUGCCACCUGUGUUCUGGAGCAGCCCAGGGCCCUUGGGGGUGCCCGAAUUCUGCUGGUGCAGAGGCCCAACUCAGGUCUGCUGGCAGGACUGUGGGAGUUCCCAUCUGUGACCGCAGAGCCCUCAGGGCAGCACCAGCGCAAGGCCCUGCUGCAGGAACUGCAGAGUUGGGUUGGGCCCGUCCCGGCCACCCGCCUUCGGCACCUGGGACAGGUGGUCCACACCUUCUCUCACAUCAAGCUGACAUAUCAAGUAUAUGGUCUGGCCCUGGAAGAACAGACCCCAGUGGCCAUUGUACCACCUGGAGCUCGCUGGCUGACCCGGGAGGAGUUUCACACUGCUGCUGUCUCCACCGCCAUGAAAAAGGCACUACCUUUGUUGUCUUCGUUGUACUUUUUGUGUUUCCUACAUGUUCUAAGUGAACCUGUUACUAUGUGUUCCGUGUAUACGAGGGCCAGCAGCCAGGGACCUGCAAGAUAUAGACAAUAUGAGAAACGUUUCACAGUUUAAAAAAAAGUCCCAUCUCUUUGGACCCCUGUGAGAUUCAACUUCUGGCACAAUGAGAUGGAGGCCACACCUGGCUCCUAAAGACAAAGCCUUUCACUCCAGGCCUCUGUGGGUGUCUCUCAGUUCCAGCAGGCCCUGUGCUGGACUCCCCAGUGCUCCAGGACAGGCGGCUACACCCAGCUUCAGCCCUUCUCAGGCUUCCUGGACCCUGGCAGCUUGCUCCUGCACGGACUGCCACAGGGCCCGAAUGUUGCCCUGGCCAAAUCCAGUGGCCCCCUGCCUCUGAAUCAGCUCCAGGAAGAAAGUGUCCUCUGCAAAGAGGGACUUGGUGAAGACCUGAAGCAGAAACUUGCCUCUGUCACCAUCUAGCAAGACCCCCUGUCGGGCCAGCAGGCUAGGCUCUAGCCCUGCAGCCAGGAUCUGCUUCUCCUUGCCUGGCUGCUGGUAGUAGGCCUCAGGAGGAGUCAGGAGCUGACCCCCGGCCCCUACCACACCCUCAGUGGCUUUCAUGAUAUUUGGUGUGUAUAACCCCACGUGCUGCAGUCCAGGUCCCCCGUUCCGGGCCAGGAACUGCUCCACCUGGUCCUGUCGGCUGGUGACCCCCAGCAGGGACUCGGCCAGCACGAGGGUAGGGACAGCACUACCCGUAGGGGCCUGCAGGGCGGUGAGCCUCAGCCCCCCGGGCCCGGACUCUGCUGCCACCUCCAGGCCCAGCUCCGGAUCCUCACCUGGGCUCAGCGGCAGGUGGUGAAAGCCUAGACAGUCGUGGAACCAGCGCAUCAGUUUUGGGGAGCUGCUGGGGGUGCAGGCCAAGGUCAGGUGGUCCACGUGGCUGACCCAGCCCGGGCCAGGUGCGGAGGGCACAGGCCUAAAGCCGGGCAGAAAGGGCCCGCAGAAGCCAGUGCGGUCCAGCAGCGUCACGCUGAGGUUGCCGGCCGGCGAGCUGAUCACGGCGUAGGUGGCGGUGCCCUGCUCAUCCCGCA